GCAAACUUUUAGGCCGUGAACAAGAUAAAAUGGCCAAGAAAUGCUUUUAACUUUAUGUUAAUCUUGUACAGAAUUGUCGACAACUUUUUUCUUACAUGUGACUGUGGAUUUACGGAGAAAUAAUGCGAAAAAGUGACUGGAUUUUGGACAAGGGUCAAGGAUAAUGCUGUGACUCGUAUAUAAAUAUCUCCAGUUCAUCUUAAAAUGCCUGUGGAGGAUAAACGAAUAAAGGGAGAAKUAGAAUUUGAUAGUGGUAAAGCACAAGAAGCUAAAGAUCUCACAAGACUCCUAGAACUAAUCAACACACCAGCUAGUAAGCAACAACUUCCACCUAUCUCAUGGAUAUCUGAUGAAAACCAAAAUGUCACUCCAUCAAUGUGGAACAGUGGUUCAGGUAACAUGGCCCCAGCUGGUGCUUGCCAACAUCAAUCUACUGAAGCUCUGGCUUUAGAAAAAUUCAGUUCAAGAUAUCAGAACACAAGAAAUUUCACCAAUCACCCUGACUAUGACUAUUUCUCCCAGGUUUUUAUAUCCCUUGUUAAGCAUAGAGUGUGUUCCUUGGAAUGGACACAAAGGGCUCCUCCUGAAAACAUCCUCCGUGUUCUUAUAUGCCUUAGGAUGCUGAUGAGGGAUAAAGCAUUUCAGGCACUUUUCUUUGAGCUUGGUGGAGUAAAGAUUUUAUCUGAGAGGCUACUGCUACUAACAGAGAGUUAUCUUGAAAAUGGAGAGGAGCAAUUUACUGUUGAUAUUUUAAAAGAGAUGACAAAUAUUUGUCAAAAGCUUUGUUSUGAUGUCAAACAAAGGGAGUGGAUGGUGGCAUGUGGCACUCACAAGGCCUUGUUACUUUUGCUGUCAGCUAACGAUGUCAUGGUAUUACACUGUUCUUUGUAUGCUUUGAUUGGAUUGGCUCAAAGUGAAAGGCCUUGUGCUCUUAUUGCUGAACUAAAUUGUACAGAGACUCUGCUAAGAAUUCUGCAAGACUAUGAUGUUUUGUCAAAAACGUUGUCAGCUAAUCUUCUGAGGAUACUGUGUUCUGACAGUAAUAUACGUGAGCAAGUGAAAGUUUUCGAAGGAAUUCCMAUAUGCCUCAGUUUGCUUCAUGAGGAGAACCUAAAAUUAUUGUGGAAUGUGGUUUGGAUAAUAGUUCAGCUUGCUGAAGAUCCUGACUCCAGUAAUGAUAUAAGACUGCUUGGUGGCAUUCCUAUUCUUCUAGGAUUACUGAAUGAUCGUAAGGUCGUGUCUGAAAAUGGUCAUGUACAAAUUGAUAUGCCAAGAUCAUCUGCUAGUGAAAAUGAUACUGAUCCAUUAGAAGAUCAACUUCUCCUCAAAUGUGCUGUAUGUGCAGCAUUAACUGAGCUGGUUCUCAAUGAUACCAAUGGACAGCAGAUUGUCCAGGCAAAUGGUGUCUAYCUGCUGGGUGURUUAAUAUUACCACAUGAAACCAGUACUGCUGAAGAGGCCGUGUCUGUUGAAAACCUACAGAAAAGUGCGUUUCGAGCCUUAAGAUUUCUUUUCAGUAUGGAAAGGAAUCGCCAGCUCUUCAAACGGCUUUUCCCACCAAAAYUGUUUGAAAAAUUUAUUGAUGUGGGACACUACGUGCGAGACUUGAAUUCAUAUAAAAAACUCGUUGAAGACCUCAAUGGUUUAGCGGUCGACGAUAUAACAACUAUACGUAACAAUAUCUUAGCUAUUAAUCAAAACAAAGCACCAACUCAAGUGAUUAGUUCCUAUGAAGUACUAGAGCUCUUGGGUACUGGAGCUUUUGGUAGUGUUUAUAAGGUUAGGAAAAAACCUGGAGGACAAUCACUGCUUGCUAUGAAAGAGAUUUCAAUUCACAACCCUGCACUUGGUAAAACAGCUAAAGAACGAGGCCAAAGCAUUGGAGAGAUAGUAAAUGAAACAACGAUAAUGAAGGAACAGCUUCGACAUCCAAACAUCGUUCGCUAUCAUAAAGCCUUUGAAGAAAAGGAGAAACUCUACGUYAUAAUGGAACUCAUAGAGGGUGCGCCCAUUGGUGAACAUUUCAACUCGUUGAUCGAGAAGAGAUCGAGUUUCACUGAAGAUCGAAUAUGGCAUAUUUUUAUCCAGAUUGUAUUAGGACUGCGGUACCUUCAUAAGGAAAAGCGAAUAGUCCAUCGAGAUUUAACCCCUAAUAACAUCAUGCUUGGCGAGAAUGACAAAGUGACUAUUACUGAUUUUGGCCUUGCCAAGCAGAAGAAUCCCGAUGCCAGUAAGAUGACUUCAGUCGUUGGUACGAUUCUAUAUUCGUGUCCAGAGGUGGUACAGAAUCAACCGUACGGUGAAAAAGCAGACGUAUGGGCAGCAGGGUGUAUACUCUAUCAAAUGUGCACCUUAAAACCACCGUUCUUCUCAUCCAAUAUGCUGGCAUUAGCAACCAAGAUCGUUGAGGCUCAAUAUGACCCUAUUSCUCCAGGACWSUAUUCGGACAAAGUGUUAGAAACGGUGAAAAGGUGCUUGACGGCGAAUCAAAGUGAUAGACCAGACAUUGUGCAGGUUGCUGCCAUCAUUAGCGACAUGACUCUACUUUACAUCGACAAACUAAGGGCCAAUGAAAUAAGUUUGGAACGAAAAUUGGAACGAGAACGAAAACGAACGCAGAGACAUUACAUCGAAGCAACACGGAAUAUGCAGAAUUACCAUCGUCUAUUUUGGGCAUCACAGGAGCGCUACGAUAAACUUGUCAGCUUGUCAAGUAGUGGAGGCGCUGCAGGGCUAAAGAGCGUCAAUAGGGAGUCUGAACAGGAU
Molecule: messenger RNA, 2766 nt
Organism: Exaiptasia diaphana
Lineage: Eukaryota; Metazoa; Cnidaria; Anthozoa; Actiniaria; Aiptasiidae
Product: serine/threonine-protein kinase Nek10
Exons: 32
Biological process (GO): protein phosphorylation
Molecular function (GO): protein kinase activity; ATP binding
Source: RefSeq, a predicted model, not a curated record